CGGGCUCGGUGCCAGCAGUGGGGGCACAGCCCAUGGAGCUGAGCCAGGAGGGUGCCUGAAGCUGCCAGAAGGAGCCGUGAGGGGGUGGGGGACAUGGAGCCCCCCAACAGCAGCGUGGCUGGGCAGGCACACUCGUGUUUCGGGGUGUUCAACGCCAGCGACGGCCGCGCCAACGCACGGAGCAGCAUCGCCUCGCCCUGGUUCUCCACGGCCUUCGGCCUCAUCGGCCUCUGCUCCAACCUCUUCGCCCUCUGUGUCCUGCUCAGCUCCUCCCGCAAGCUCUCCAGCCACGCCCGCUCCUCCUUCCUCAUCUUCCUCUGCGGGCUGGUGGUCACGGACUUCAUGGGGCUGCUGGUGACAGCCUCGGUCAUCAUCCCCUACCACUUCAUCAAGUUCCCCUGGGCCGAGGUGGACCCCGACUGCCACCUCUGCAACUUCCUCGGCUUUUCCAUGGUGUUCUUUGGGCAGUGCCCGCUGCUGCUGGGGGCCACCAUGGCCGGAGAGAGGUUCCUGGGCAUCAACCGCCCCUUCUCCCGCUCCACCAGCAUCUCCAAGCGCCGUGCCUGGGCCAUGGUGGGGCUGGUGUGGGGCUUCUCCUGCCUGCUGGGGCUGCUGCCGGUGCUGGGGUUGGGUAGGUACACGCUGCAGUUCCCCGGCUCCUGGUGCUUCCUCACCCUCCUGCCCGACACCGGCGACAUCAUCUUCUGCCUGCUCUUUGCUCUGCUGGGCAUCCUGUCGGUGCUGCUCUCCUUCAUCCUCAACACCGUCAGCGUGGUCACACUCUGCCGCGUCUACCACGACCGCGAGUCGGUGCAGCGGCGCCGCGACAGCGAGGUGGAGAUGAUGGUGCAGCUCGUGGGCAUCAUGAUCAUCGCAACCAUCUGCUGGAUGCCCCUCCUGAUCUUCAUCGUGCAGACGGCGCUGCAGCGCCUGCCCGGCGGGCGGGCACAGGAGCUGCCCACGGACACGCAGGAGAUGCUGCUCAUCUACAUCCGCAUGGUCACCUGGAACCAGAUCCUGGACCCCUGGGUGUACAUCCUGUUCCGGCGGGCGGUGCUGCAGCGCGUGUACCCCCGGCUGCGCCCCCGGCCCUCCAUCGUGUCCCUCACGCCCUCCCUGCGCCGCAAGCUCACCGCCGGCUCCGUCCUGCAGUAGCGCCCGGGCUGGGGGGGCACGGCCAGCCCCCCAUCCC
Molecule: messenger RNA, 1192 nt
Organism: Myiozetetes cayanensis
Lineage: Eukaryota; Metazoa; Chordata; Aves; Passeriformes; Tyrannidae
Gene: TBXA2R
Product: thromboxane A2 receptor
Exons: 2
Coding region: 94-1155 (353 amino acids)
Biological process (GO): inflammatory response; positive regulation of blood pressure; positive regulation of cytosolic calcium ion concentration
Cellular component (GO): plasma membrane
Molecular function (GO): thromboxane A2 receptor activity
Source: RefSeq, a predicted model, not a curated record